GUUUCUGCUCAUACCCCAAAAGAAUUUCUUUCACAAUUCUCCGAGGUUGACCAACAAUUGGAGCCAACAAGGUUGAUCAAGUCUGAUACAUCUGCUAUGAGCUGUGAGCAAGAAACAUCAUCUUGGAGACCACUACAAGAAAUACAAUGCAGAGCUCAGAAAAGGAGCUGUACUAUGUAGUAAUCAUUUACAUUUCUGUACGACAGAGAUUAGAAUUUUGUAAAUUUAAUAUAUUGUUGGAAAGAUUCUGACAGUUCAGAACCAUAUUUUUCAUCACAAUGAAGGUACAUAAGCAGGGUAGUGAUCUUGGGCGACUUCUGGAUCUUACAAAAUUUGUAGGAUACAAAGAGCUCUUCCAUGACCUUGAGGUGAUGUUCAAUUUUGAAGGACAACUAGAGGAUCCAAACAAAGGCUGGCAAGUUGUCUACACAGAUGAUGAGGGAGAUAUGAUGCUUGUAGGAGAUGAUCCGUGGCAGUGAGAAAAGGAGGCAUUUGCUGACAGCUGGGUGGAGAGUCUUUGUUAACUCCGAAAGGCUUGUAGCAGGAGAUGCAUUCAUCUUUAUGAGGGAUAAAAAUGGCGAACUACAUGUAGGGGUCGGCGUGCCAUGCAUCAGCAAAGUAACAUUCCUGUCCGUAGUUAUAUCCAGUCGCAGAAUGGAGAUUUUUGUCCUUGCUGCUGCGUCACAUGCCAUUCCAGGGAGGGCUAUGUUUAGAGUCUACUACAAGCCAAGGCAAAAACUGAUGAUAUUUCCUAGUAGUCUCUUACCACUCAAAUUAUUUUCACAUUCAACAUCUAAAUAUCUUUUAGUGUUAAUAAAAUUCUACAAUCCAUGAAAUUAGACUGUGGUAACUGCUUUUAGAUUAGAUUGGGUGUAUAUUAUUUUAAUAUACAAUCUAAUCUA
Messenger RNA from Cryptomeria japonica (Japanese cedar), 902 nucleotides. RefSeq names its product auxin response factor 9-like. Bases 463 to 834 code for a protein of 123 amino acids. The record is from RefSeq and is a predicted model, not a curated record. Lineage: Eukaryota; Viridiplantae; Streptophyta; Pinopsida; Cupressales; Cupressaceae. Gene Ontology annotation, molecular function: DNA binding. The transcript has 3 exons. Gene Ontology annotation, biological process: regulation of DNA-templated transcription; response to hormone.